Messenger RNA from Trichomonas vaginalis G3, 1197 nucleotides. Its product is annotated as aspartate aminotransferase family. Gene Ontology annotation, cellular component: mitochondrion. Gene Ontology annotation, biological process: amino acid metabolic process; biosynthetic process. The transcript has a single exon. The record is from RefSeq and is a predicted model, not a curated record. Lineage: Eukaryota; Parabasalia; Trichomonadida; Trichomonadidae. Gene Ontology annotation, molecular function: pyridoxal phosphate binding; L-aspartate:2-oxoglutarate transaminase activity. The coding region runs from base 1 to 1197 and encodes 398 amino acids.
AUGUCAGCAUUCGCUAACACUCCAGAAGCUCCUCCGGAUGCCAUUUUCGGUGUCGCUACAAAGUACAACGCUUCCAAGCUCGAGAAGAAGGCCCUUCUCUCUGUAGGCGUUUAUCGUACAGAAGAUGGCAAGCCAUACGUCUUCCCAUGCGUCCGCAAAGCUGAAGAAAAGAUGCUUGGAAAGCACAGCAAGGACUACCUUCCAAUGACAGGAGAUGCCGCUUUCGUUAAGGCAGCUCGUGAAUUCCUUUGGGGCCCAGUUCUCCCAGAAAUCGCCGCCAGAACAACAUCAGUCCAAUCAUGCGCUGGUACUGGUGCUCUCUAUAUGGUUGCAAGAUUCGCCAAGGACCAUCUUAAGUGCCCAAUGGUUCUUCUCUCCAACCCAACAUGGGCAAACCAUAAGGCUAUCUUCGGCGAGCAGGGACUCAAGCUCGGAACAUAUGCUUGGGCUAAGGAUUGCAGACUCGAUUGCGAUGCUUGCGUUAAGUCAUUAGAAGAAGCUCCAGAGGGCUGCCUUGUUCUUCUUCAGGCUUGCGCUCAUAACCCAACAGGUAUCGACCCAACACCUGAGCAGUGGCAGAAGAUCUUAGGGGCAAUCAAGGCAAGAAAGCACAUUGCAUGCUUCGACUUCGCCUACAUGGGCUGGGCUUCUGGUGAUCCAGACACAGAUGCCUCCGUUGUCCGUAACUUUGCCAAGGACGGAAACUUCUUCUUCGUUUGCUUCUCAUUCUCAAAGUGCAUGGGACUUUACGGAGAACGUACAGGCUGCGCUCACUGCGUCUGCGCUAAUGAGCAAGAAGCUAAGUGCGUUGGCUCUCAGUUUGCUACAAUUGGCAGAUUCACAUACUCUGUUUGCCCACAGAAUGGUUCUUACAUUGCCACAGAAGUUAUCAACGAUCCAGAACUUCACAAGGAAUGGCUUGAAGAACUCAAAGAGAUCUCAAAGAGAGUUAUCGACAUCCGUGCCAAGUUCGUUCAGCUUCUCGAGCAGAAGACUGGAAAGUCCUUCGAUUUCAUCGCUCAGCAAAAGGGUAUGUUCGCUCUUACAGGCUUAACUCCAGAUGAAGUUAAGAUCCUUGGCGAUGAGGAAGGAGUUUUCAUCCCAUCAAAUGGCCGUAUCUCAGUCCCAGCUCUCAACAACUCCAAUGUCGAGUUUGUCGCCCAAGCUGUUGCAAAUGUCGUUGCAAAGCGUAAGUAA